CGGGGCUCUUGAGUUGCGAGGAGAGCUGAAUCAUGUUUCAAAGAGCCAUCUUGGAGUACGUUCAAGAUUACAGUACAAAAAGCAGGAUGUUGAACAUCACUUGUAUCUCAUGACUAGAGCAAUGUCAUUAUACCUAUUAAAUACUCAUCCUUUUUAAGUAGAGGGAAUAAUGCCUUCAGUAUGUAUGCCAAAUGUAUAGGACCAUUUAACUGAUUAUAAUAGUUGCCCAGUGUGUAGAACCAGAGAGCUGAUCAGCCAGGCACAUGUUCCAAUGCAGCCAGCACACGGGAUAUAAAACUAGAGUGACCUGAUAAGAGUGGGACGUACUUUGAUACCUUAUCUAUCCUUUCACACCUAGACUGGCCAGUUUGAGCUGCGAGAUGAGGCCACAGCAGCCGCCUGUUGCCAGCAAAGUCUUCAUCCAAAGGGACUACAGCAGUGGCACCAAGUGCCAGUUCCAGACCAAAUUCCCCUCAGAAUUGGAAAAUCGGAUUGACAGGCAGCAGUUUGAAGAAACUAUAAGAACCCUGAAUAACCUUUAUGCUGAAGCGGAGAAACUUGGGAGCCAGUCCUACCUGGAAGGGUGCUUGGCUUGCUUGACUGCCUACACUAUAUUUCUGUGCAUGGAGACACAUUAUGAAAAGGUUCUAAAGAAAAUUGCCAAGUACAUUCAGGAGCAAAACGAGAAGAUCUACGCUCCACAAGGCCUCCUCUUGACUGACCCCAUUGAGCGGGGACUAAGAGUUGUCGAAAUUACCAUUUAUGAAGACAGAGGUGUGAGCAGUGGAAGAUAAACCUUUGAUGUCAAAGGGACCAGCGAACCGGUUUCUGCUCCUUUCCUUCCUUCUGUCCCUAGCACCCUUUCCUCUGCUUUCCUGAACUCCACGGUGCCAUUUACACAAGGACUGACUUUCCAGACUCCUGUUCUUUCGUGGGGCAGCCCAGCGCAGGUGGGCAGCAUCCGUCUUGCUUUGUUCUACCUGAAGCUCCAGCAUCUCUCAGGUGGCCAAUUCCUUUGGCCCAGAAGACCAACUGGGAAUGACCUCAAGGCAGUGGGAAAACACUCGGGUCGACUCUGGGCUUCUAUCCGCUUCUGGAGAAGAAAGCAACCGUGUGUUGCGUUUCGGAAAAUGAGGCCUAUCCUUAUGAAGUACAACCUGCGGAUUUGUCAAGAAGGGACCCAAGCUUUGCCGACUAACUCCGCUAAGAAAUCGCAGAGGGGUUUUCAUUUUUACUGCUGGCGUAUUUGGGGAUAUGGAGCUUCCUGCUCUCAGUGCUCAUUUGAUGAGAAGAAGCCGUCAGCCGUGCGUUAAAACAUGAGGAAAAGGUGGCAGCCCCAAAAUACGUCGUGUUAGCAAAAGUGUCACUUCUCGGCCCCCCUCCGCCUUUCAAUGUUGAAUAUGUAAAUGUAGGUAAUGAAUAUGCUUUUGGGGUUUUAUAGAUGUUUUAGUUUAGGGCAGACAGGUUUAAAACAACCUAGAAACGGUGUUCAGUGCGUCAGCUAUUUCUCCUUUCCCAGAUGUCGUCUCUGCAGUACUUCUACUUGUGCUCGACAUUCCAGCGUGAUGCUUACAAAAAUACCUGGAACAUUUUACCCCUGUAUCAAAAAUAAUAAUAAUCAAAGAUUCUUUGUUCCGUUCCCUCUUCUCUGUCAAAUGUGGGUUACUCUCUGUAUCUCUUUGACUCUAAAACGGCAAAGUAAUUCUGCUGCGUGGAAGAUUGCUCUUCUCUCAUGACCAGGUAUUCGGGAGUUUGCCAAACAAGACCAGUUUUGAAACUGGUGGCAUAGUUUGUUCGUUCGUUCGUUUUUUUUCUGUGAGCAAUAGAAGAGACACCAAUAGUGGAUCAAGGUUUUCAGGUGUAUAAUUCUCCAGUCCCCUUUCUUCAUUGUUUUCUUUAUCCUGUUUAAAAGUUUAAUAUUUGAAAUAUAUAUAUAGAAACUCGUGAGCUGUUUUUCUAAUCUGUAACAGUAUUUUGCCUUUUGCACCCGUUACACUUGACUUUGGGAAGUAAUGGCUUAGUAACCUUUUUUUCUUAAAUAAAUGGUCAUUUGCUAGCA
Molecule: messenger RNA, 2059 nt
Organism: Pseudonaja textilis
Lineage: Eukaryota; Metazoa; Chordata; Lepidosauria; Squamata; Elapidae
Source: RefSeq, a predicted model, not a curated record